Molecule: messenger RNA, 2941 nt
Organism: Girardinichthys multiradiatus
Lineage: Eukaryota; Metazoa; Chordata; Actinopteri; Cyprinodontiformes; Goodeidae
Gene: cabp1b
Product: calcium binding protein 1b
Exons: 8
Coding region: 387-1709 (440 amino acids)
Molecular function (GO): calcium ion binding
Source: RefSeq, a predicted model, not a curated record
CUUCUAAUCAAACACAAUAGGGCGAAACAAGUUAUCCUGGCAGGUCAUGCGUGGAAAUUAUCUGUACGCUUGUGACAUGCGUCUUAAUGAACUUUUGUGCGCGCUACACUGCAGCUGAACACACUGCUGCCGUCAAAACUUAGCAAAGCUCCCUGUGGAGCCUCUGGCUGAACGCCUGCUGCCACAUCAGGCGACACUUCACACUCAGCUGCUGCCCGAUUAGGUGCAUCUUUCGGGGCUGUCCAGCGUGUGAGUGAGGGAUAAAGAGAGACGCUCUGAAUGCGGCUGAACACCUGCAAGGACACUGCGGACUGUCUUCUUUUCAUUUUCUCCAUUCGCAUCCCUCACCAGCCUCUUAUUGCUUAUUAAGAAGGAGAAAGAGAAGGAUGAGCUCCUCUCUUCCCAAAAGCGAGUCGACCGCCUCUCUGCUGCGGUCGUCAGGGUUCAGCCGCAGGAUUGCGCACCCUGAUCACCCCGCUGCUCACCGGGUCCACCACCGCACACACCAUCAACAGCAUCACCACCCUUCCAGAGCUGGGAGCAGCGAGGAUGCGCCCUGGUCGGAUGACUCUGAGACAAGUGCGCGGAGACCUCUCUGCCAGCCCCGACACGCUGAGUCUCGGCAUUUAGUUGAGCCUCACCAGGUGCAAAGGAGUUACUCUAACCGCGAGCCGAGCCACAUGGAGGAUGAUUAUUCUCAGGAGCUGGAUGCGAGGCACAGGGCGAACCGGCUUCACCAGAAAGAGCGCAGCAAGUCAUCCAGAUCCAAACCUCACCACCAUCCCCAUCAUCACCACGAGUCGCCUCCUGCAGAGCCUCUCAUCCACCAGGGCGACUCCCGACAGGACAGGAGGAACUCACCGACUCCUUCUCUUCCAAAAAUCUCCGACGAGGCAGAUUUCCUCUUCGAGCAGAGCGAGAGAGCCGUGACUGGGUCCACUUCCACUCUCAGCUCGGACGCACCUGCUGGCCGCAGGUGCGCACCUGUCCGGCCAGCAUCCAGCCGCAAAGGCAAAAGACUGGGCUCGGCGUCAGAGUGCGACUCCAGUCUGCAUCCUAUAGUGAAGUCAGUAUUUGGGCAGGACAAGAAGAAGAACUACAAAGCAGUGCAGUCCAGUGAGGAGGGGGGAUCUGGGGGGAGCUAUCUUGAGCCACUAGUAGCCCUGGCCCAGAACGGAGUCAACAUGCACAACGUGCUGGGGCCUGCAUGCAUCUUUCUACGCAAGGGCUUCGCUGAAAGCCGGCAGGCUGACCGAGAGCUGAGGCCGGAAGAGCUGGAUGAGUUGCGGGAAGCAUUCAAGGAGUUUGACAAAGACAAAGAUGGAUUCAUUGGCUGCAAAGACCUGGGGAACUGCAUGAGGACGAUGGGAUACAUGCCAACAGAGAUGGAGCUGAUAGAGCUGAGCCAGCAAAUCAACAUGAAUUUGGGAGGACAUGUUGACUUUGAGGACUUUGUUGAACUUAUGGGGCCCAAACUUCUGGCUGAAACAGCAGACAUGAUUGGAGUAAAGGAGCUGAGGGAUGCUUUUAAGGAGUUUGACACCAAUGGUGACGGCCAGAUCAGCACAGCCGAACUGAGAGAAGCAAUGAAAAAACUCUUAGGACAGCAGGUUGGACACAGAGAUCUGGAGGAAAUUCUACGUGACAUUGAUCUAAACGGAGAUGGACAUGUAGACUUUGAAGAAUUUGUUCGAAUGAUGUCCCGAUGAUUUCCUGCCAGACAGCUACGUUUUAUUGGACCCGGAUUCCCAGCUGGAGCAGCACAGAGAAAGUCUGGGGAAGAAAACCGACAGGUCUCAAACUUUUCUGAACUGUGAAGAUGGCAAAAACAUAUCAACCUUGCCCCGAAACUGCCUCGCUGAAGCACAACGGCUGACGAGUUCAGCCGGGAGCAUCACUGUUAAUAACACACUGCUGCUGUUCCUUCCAGCAUAAACAAAACCAACGGCUGCACUCGUGACUUUUGCAGAGUACAUUUUUAAAACAUGUUUUCUUUUAAAGAUUACAUUUCUAUAUGUUUACUGACGCAGAUGUGAUGUUUGAGGCAUUUUCUCAAACACCAACAGCCUCUCUUAUUACUGACUGUAUCAGUAAGGAAUAAUUAUGUUUAAUACAGCAGUAUGAAGCAAAGCAACACAGAGUUCAGUAAAAUCUGUUUUAAUGCAGAGGUUAUAUUAAGCACAAAUACUAAAAGCAAUAUAGAAACAUUCCUUGUCAUCAAGUCUUGUCUGUGUGCGUUUUGUGAAUCAUGUACUGUUGAUGUUUUAAUGUUGAUUCAGACCACAGACAAAUCUGCUUAAGACAAACCAAUAUUUGUUUGGUACAUAUGUAUAAUGUAGCACUGACCUUUCUGUGACAUACAGUGUGCAUAAUAUGCUUGUUUAGCCGCAAGAAAAACAUUAUUAGUACCAAUAUUGUUAUGUUUUUAUAAAUUCCUAUUAUUGCUUGCAUGAAUAAUAACACAGAAGUACGUGAUCAGAACUUUGUCACUAAUCUAUGAUUGAUGGAUUCAGUCAACAGAUUACUUUAUAGCAGAAAACUUUUCCCUUUUGGUGCAAUAGUUAUCAGCAUUAAAUACCUCAAAGUGAGCUGAACCAUAAAUGUCCUCAAUUUUCUUCCUUAAACACAUUCCAGUCUCUAAAACCUGUGUCGUUACUUUAUUAUCAGUAAGUGUAGGAAGCGAGGUGAGCUUCUUCAUGCAGAAAGCCAAAGAACGUUUACAAAGUCUGAUUUAGUUGAAUAAGUGACGCUGGGACAGCUUUGACUGUUUAAGACUGGACACGAGAGAAUAUGCAUGCUUUAAAGUUGAGCUAUAUCUGAAACGGGAAAUCCAACUUUGUGAUUUUAUGUGUCCUAACUGUGUGAAACUAUGCAUGACAGAAAACUACUGCAAUUUGUAGCAGAAUAUUUGAAAAUAAAGAUAUUUAUUUCAACUGGAAAA